Salmo salar (Atlantic salmon) is the source of this 3819-nucleotide messenger RNA. The record is from RefSeq and is a predicted model, not a curated record. NCBI's taxonomy places the organism in Eukaryota, Metazoa, Chordata, Actinopteri, Salmoniformes, Salmonidae.
UGCAACUUUCACUUUCACAUUUAUCUGUCACAGUGCAGACAUUUGAAGUAUGAAAUGGCGGACUCUGCAUCAUUCAGAGACGAAGUCUCGAAUCCAGGGGCCCAGAGACGCAAAAGUGUGGAUUUAUUACCCCCUACAAUGUCUGAAAGUCCUACAGAGAUAAGGAUUGUGAUGCUCGGCAAGAAUGGCUCUGAGAAGAGUGUUGUUGGGAACUUGAUCCUGGAUACAAUGGCAUUUGAUCCUAUCUGUGUACAAAGUCGCUGUGAGAAAGUCAGGGGUCAGGUGGAGGGAAGACACAUAGCUGUGAUCAACACUCCAGACCUGUUAAACCCUCACAUGUCACAUGACAAACUCUCAGAGGAUCUGCGUUGGUGUGUCACUCUGUCUGACCCGGGACCUCAUGUGUUCCUGUUGGUGCUGCAGCCUGAGGAGUUCACACAGGAAGAGGGAGACAGAAUCAGGACAAUCCUAGACACCCUCAGUGACCGGUCCUUUGACUACUCAAUGGUAUUGACAACUCAUGAAGACAAGAGGGGACACAUGGAUGAGAAUCACCCUCUGAAUCAGAUGGUCAGAGCCUGUAGAGGGAGGCAGCACCUCAGUGACCGCACUCAACUUAUGGCAGAUGUUGACAGGAUUGUAAAGGAGAAUGGAGGAGACUAUCUCACCUGUGAUGUAUUUGAAGAUACAAGUGACAUGAAACAAGGGAAAGACGAAAUCCACAGGAGUAAAACUGAUUGGAGCCUCAAAUCUUCCUCUGAGGAAGAACUUGGAAAGGAUGUUUUGGAACAAGGUAAAUCAGCACAAUUGGGCAAUUGGAAGAAAAUGAGAGAAAUUGGAUUGACGUCAAUUAAUGAAAACCUGGGGGAGCAAUCACGCAGUGGAGAAAAAUAUGAGUCUCAACUCCGGAUUGUGCUUCUGGGGAGGAGUGACGACAAGAAGAAAACAGUGGGUAACAUUAUCCUACAGCAAAGGGCUUCUCCAGGAAUAGGCCUUUCUGCUGGUUUGUUUGGCAAAAAACAGCAAUGUGAGUCAGCCAGUGGGAAAUUGAAGGGCAAGUCUGUAACUGUAGUAAAGACUCCAGACUUCUUUGCUCUGCCUGUGGAGUCCCUGAUGCAGGAGAUGGAGAAAUGUAAGUCCCUCUCUGCUCCUGGGCCUCAUGGGGUCCUGCUGGUGUUGAAGCCUGAGGAGUUCACAGAGGAGAACAGAAACACAUUCAAGUUGAUCCUGAGCAUAUUUGGUAAAGAGGCCUUCAAGUACUCAAUGGUGAUCAUUACUCACCACAAGGGAGUCACAGGAAAUCCUCAUCUGAGACAAAUGAUCGAAGAAUGUGGAGGAAGGUAUCAUGAAAUGUACAAACAAGGAAGUGACCACGAAGAGUUAACUAAAAAGAUAGAAAAGAUGGUAGAGGAGAAUGAAUGGAGAUACCUCACCUCCAAUGAAGAGACGACACAUGAUACCAUGACACCAAAGGCUCAGAGACUGAACGUGGUGCUGUGUGGCAGAAGAGGAGCUGGGAAGACUUCUACAGCCAAUGCCAUACUGGGUCAGACAGAGUCCAGUCCAAAGUCCAGCUCCUCCUCAGUGUGUGUGAAGAGAGAAGGAGAGGUGUGUGGUCGGCCGGUCACCCUCAUCGAGCUGCCUGCUCUGUAUGGAACACCUCUCACUCAGGAGGAAGUGAUGCGUGAGACUUUCCACUGUGUCUCUCUCUGUGACUCUGGAGUCCAUGCUUUCCUCCUGGUUGUACCUUUGGGUCCAAUCACUGAUGAAGACAAAGGAGAGUUGGAGACCAUCCAGAAGAUACUCAGCUCACGAGUCAAUGACUUUAUCACGGUCCUGUUUAGACAGGAUAACAUUCCAGUUGAUAAAACUGCAGUUAAGUUUGUGGAACAAAAUGCAGACACAAAGCAACUCAUCAAGAUGUGCGGAGGGCGAUAUAAAAUCUUUGAUGCUUUGAAGAUUGUUAACGUCAAGCAGACGACAGAACUUGUAGCAGAAAUAGUCAAAAUGAUGGAUCAGAACAGAACCUGCUACACUCUGUACAUGUACAUGGAGGCUAAACACCAAUCAGAACUGGACCAAAACAGAAGAAUCAAGGAUUUAGAGGAGAGAAUCAGGAACAUGUCACAAGGUGCUGAAUUGGAGUGUUCCAGCACAGAGUGCAUAAGGGUGGUGCUGAUUGGGAAAACUGGAAAUGGGAAGAGCGCCUCCGCAAACACUAUCCUGGGCAGAAAGGAAUUUGAGUCUAAACCCAGCACUGAUUCUGUGACAACAGUUUGCAAGAAGGCAGUCGGCAAAGUUGAUGGAAGAACAGUUUCUGUGGUGGACACACCUGGACUUUUUGACACAACAUUGUCUAAUAAAGAUGUUCAGCAAGAGAUAGUGAAAUGUGUUUCCCUGUCAGCUCCUGGACCCCAUGUGUUUAUCAUAGUGUUGAGUAUCGGGAGAAUCACACAAGAGGAGCUGGACACUUUGGACCUCAUAGAGACAACCUUUGGUCCACGGGCAGGAAUGUUCUGCUUAGUUCUGUUUACUAGAGGAGAUGACUUGGAAAAUGAAUCAAUUCAAGAUUACAUUGGGAACAGCAAGAUUGCCAAACUGAAAAAACUGAUCAGAGAUUGUGGAGACAGAUUCCAUGUCUUCAACAACAAAGACAAAACUAACCACACACAGGUCACUGAGCUUCUUAAGAAGAUUAACAAAAUGGUGUCCAUGAACAAGGGCAGUUUCUACACCAAUGACAUGUUCCAGGAGGCAGAGGCAGCCAUUAAACAAAAACAGGAAGCAAUACUGAAGGAGAGAGAGAUGGAGAUAAAGGCUGACAUGGAGAAACUGAAGGUCAACCAUGAAACAGACAUGGAAAAGAUGAAGUCAAAGUUGGAAGAGGAGAGAUUGAAAGUUCAGGAGGAACGACAUCUGAGAGAAAAAUGUUGAGAGAGAGAGAGGAAGCUAUUAGAAAAGAGCAUGAAGACAAGGAGAAAGCAGAGAAGGAAGGAAGAGAGUUGGAGGACAAAAAAGGAAAGAAGAUGAAAAGUUGAAAAAGAAAUAUGGGACACAGAAAAAGAGAAGAUGGAAAAAGAGAUUAAAACUCACGAAAUAAAGUUGAAAACCCUCCAAAGAGAAAAGGAAGAAGAAUAUAACAUGAGGAUGGAAAAACUGAGAAAAGAAGAGAAAGACAGAGAAGAACAGCUUCAAAAUCAAGAAAGAAAGUUUGAUCAACUUAAAAGGGAACAGGAGGAAGAAAUUAAAAGGAGAGAGAAAGAAGAGGAUGAGAGGAGAAAGAAGGAAGAGAAAGUAAGACAAGAGUGGCAAAGCAAAAUAGAGGAAGCAGAGAAAGGUCAAACAGAUCUCCAAGAGGUCAUGCGUAGAGAAAAAGAGGAAUGGGAGGAACAGUUGAAGAAAGAAAGAGACAGACAACAGGAAGAAGAAAGGCUAAGGAGACAGAAGGAGGUAGAAACUCAUGUAGAACAGGAGGAAAAACAGAGGAGAUUGAGAGAGCAGUUUGAAAGAGAGAGGGAACAAGAGAGAAUAAAGAUGAAGCAAUCAGAAGAGCAGAGGAGAGAAAUAGAGCAAAAAGAAAGAGACCGAAUAGAAAAAGACUUUGAAGAAAAGAGGAGAGAGUUGACAGACAAAAUGACAAUGCAACAAGAGCAGUGGGAGAGAGAACAUAGAGAGGAACAGGAAAGAAGAUUUCAAGAGAAUGUAAAUCGAGGAGUGGAGGAGAGACUAAGACUAAGAAAACUGGAGGAAACAUUUCAAGAAGAACGUGAAGAAGAAAACAGGAGGAAAGAGGAGGAAGAUAAAGUCAGGAGAGAUCAA